UCUUGAAGCGAACUUCCUGCUGUCGGUCCCGACCCGAGGAGUGCAGGGCGAAAUUGACUGUAGCCAUGGCUAAACUCUUUUUGCUGUGGUUUAAAGUGACAAUGUUUGGGUUUGUCGUCGAUGCUGUGUUCGAGGAUCAAGUUGGAAAAUUUGACUGGAGACAGCAAUAUGUUGGCAAUGUACUGUUUGCCCAUUUCGACGCACACCUCCAGUCAUCCAAAAAGGUGAUUCUGGCAACUGAGAAAAAUGUUUUUGCUGCAGUGAACACCAGGACUGGAGAACUUUUUUGGCGACAUGUGGAUAAAACUGGAGCGGAAGGGAAAAUUAAUGCUCUUCUGCAUCAUGGACAAGAUGCUGUUCUGGUGGUGGGAAAUGGCCGCAUACUGCGUUCUUGGGAUAUAAAUAUUGGUGGUUUGAACUGGGAGAUUGUGCUGGAUUCUGGGAGUUUCCAGGCAACAUGUUUAGUUGGACAGCAAGACAUGAUUAAGCAUGUGGCUGUAAUGAAGAAAACUGCCUUGUCUCUUCAUUACCUCACAAAUGGUCAUCUGAAGUGGAUUGAAAAUCUUCCGGACAGUGAGACAGUAGAUUACCAGUUUGUCUAUUCUGGAGGAACUGGGGAAGUGUUUGCAUUGGGGGUCCUCCCUCAUUCCCACAUUACUGUCGUCACCUACAGUGUGGAAGAUGGAGAGAUCAUCAAGCAGGUUUCAGUUGAAGCGCCUUGGCUAUCCACCAUCCAGGCCAGCUGUGCUGUGGUCGGCCAGGGAAUGCUGACAUGUGUGGAUGCCACCUCAGCCUCUCUCUACACGCUUGAUAUUCACACACAGACACAGAUGACCCAGAUCCCUCUGCAGUCACUGGGACUUGAUGUAACGCCCGACUUCCAUCCAGUAUUGGUGUCUACCCAACCCAAUCCAUCCCGGUGCCCGCACUCUGAGUUCUUCCUUCAGCUCAGUCCUGACCAUUACCUGCUUCUCCAGCUCAACAAUGGACAGAUAGUCACACUCAGGGAUUUCAAGCCUGCGAUGCUGGCUUCAUUCGCCACCACUGGAGAUAAAACCAUCGCUGCUGUUAUGUCACCCAAGAAUAAAACAGCCUGCAAUGUAAACCUGUUUAGUGCAGAAACUGGACGCAGACUUCUCGACACAACAUUGAGUAUUAAUAUCGAUCCUAAUGGUGGAAAACCAGAAAAGCUCUACGUUCAGGCGUUCCUGAAAAAAGACGACUCUGUAGGCUACAGGGUCAUGGUUCAGACUGAAGACCACACACUCAGCUUCAUCCAACAGCCAGGGCGUGCUCUGUGGACCAGAGAGGAGUCCCUUUCAGACGUGGUGACCAUGGAAAUGGUGGAUCUGCCCCUCACGGGAACACAGGCUGAGCUAGAGGGGGAGUUUGGCAAGAAGGCUGAUGGCCUGAUGUCCAUGGUGCUGAAGCGCCUGUCGUCCCAGCUCAUCUUGAUGCAAGCCUGGAUUGCUCACCUCUGGAAGCUCUUCUACGAUGCGCGGAAACCUCACAGCCAAGUUAAAAACGACGUGAGCAUUGAGACGUUGUCCAGAGAUGAAUUCAACUUACAGAAAAUGAUGGUCAUGGUCACUGCAUCUGGCAAGCUUUUUGGCAUUGACAGCAAGACGGGAACUAUUUUAUGGCGAAACUACUUGGAGAGCGUCCCAUCCAAUGCAGCCUUCAAACUCAUGGUGCAACGGACCACUGCCCACUUCCCUCACCCCCCACAGUGCACAUUGCUCAUCAAAGACAAGGAGACAGGCUUGACCACACUCCAUGUAUUUAACCCCAUCUUCGGGAAAAAGAGCCACAUUGCCCCACCUGCACUGCCUCAGCCAAUACUUCAGUCGCUCAUGCUUCCGCUCAUGGACCAGGAUUACUCAAAAGUCCUACUACUGGUCGACGAUCAGUAUAAGGUGUCUGCCUUCCCCUCGACAAAGAAUGUCUUGCAGCAGCUCCAGGAAAUGGCUUCUUCUAUAUUUUUCUAUCUGGUGGACUCGAGUCAGGGGAGACUGUCUGGAUACAGGCUGCGAACGGAUUUGUCAACAGAGCUCAUCUGGGAGGUCGUCAUCCCCACAGAGGGACAGAAAAUUGUCUCGGUCAAAGGGAAAAGGCCAAACGAGCAUGUCCACUCCCAGGGCCGUGUCAUGGGAGAUCGCAGUGUCCUCUACAAGUACCUGAACCCCAACCUAUUGGCGGUGGUGACAGAGAGCACAGACUUACACCAAGAGCGAAGUUUUAUCGGCAUCUUGCUGAUUGAUGGCGUGACCGGUCGGAUUAUCCACGAGGUGGUUCAGAGGAAGGCUCGAGGGCCGGUUCAUGUUGUACACUCUGAAAACUGGGUUGUGUAUGAAUACUGGAGCACCAAGUCUCGCAGGAAUGAGUUUUCAGUGAUCGAACUGUACGAGGGAACGGAGCUAUACAACAGCACAGUGUUCAGCUCUCUGGAUCGGCCGCACGCCCCCCAGGUACUGCAGCAGUCUUACAUUUUCCCUUCAUCCAUCUCCACCAUGGAGGCCACGUUGACUGAAAAGGGCAUCACCAGCCGUCAUCUCCUCAUUGGCUUGCCGUCAGGAGGAAUUUUAUCAAUGCCCAAAAUGUUCCUCGACCCUCGAAGGCCUGAGAUAAUAUCUGAACAGAGCCGGGAAGAGAACCUCAUCCCUUAUGCUCCAGAGUUAAUCAUCCGCACAGAGUGGUUCGUCAACUACAAUCAAACAGUUUCUAGAGUGCGAGGAAUUUACACUGCCCCUUCUGGAUUGGAGUCCACAUGUUUGGUGGUGGCUUACGGUCUAGACAUCUACCAGACCCGCGUCUAUCCUUCCAAACAAUUUGACGUGCUGAAGGAUGACUACGACUACAUGCUUAUCAGCAGUGUUCUCUUCGCGCUCUUCUUUGCCACCAUGAUCAGCAAGCGUCUAGCUGAAGUCAAGCUGCUCAACCGGGCCUGGCGGUAA
Syngnathoides biaculeatus (alligator pipefish) is the source of this 2954-nucleotide messenger RNA. It is a transcript of the gene emc1, whose product is annotated as ER membrane protein complex subunit 1. Gene Ontology annotation, molecular function: protein binding. The record is from RefSeq and is a predicted model, not a curated record. NCBI's taxonomy places the organism in Eukaryota, Metazoa, Chordata, Actinopteri, Syngnathiformes, Syngnathidae. Gene Ontology annotation, biological process: protein folding in endoplasmic reticulum. The coding region runs from base 66 to 2954 and encodes 962 amino acids. The transcript is spliced from 22 exons. Gene Ontology annotation, cellular component: EMC complex.